UUAUACCAGAGGCGGCGUCCCUGAGUUUCAUUCUCCUCCACCCGGCCCGGCCAGUACAAGUUAACGGACAACUAAAUAGUGAAAUAAAUGUGGAAUAUCUCCUCCAUGCGGUAAGGUGACUAACCAGCCAGGUAGUGAAGAGGAUGAAACAUUAACCACAUCACCUACCAGAAGAUCACAACAAUGGGACAUACAAAGAAGAAAACAUUUAGUUGUGAGAAAUGUGGGAAGGAGUAUCGGGUUUUGGGUUGUCUAAAGACACACCUAAAGUUGUGCACUAUUGAAGACUUUGAAUGUGAGGAAUGUGGAGAAGGGUUUGCUACCCAGGCUGCUCUCAAUGUUCACAAGAAAGCGCACACCAUACGUAAGUGUGAUGAAUGUGGAGAAGGGUUUGCUACCCAGGCUGCUCUCAAUGUUCACAAGAAAGCGCACACCAUACAUAAGUGUGAUGAAUGUGGAGAAGGGUUUUCUAGGAAGGCUGCCCUCAGUGUUCACAAGAAAGUGCACAUCAUACAUGAGUGUGAUGAAUGUGGAGAUGAGUUUGCUACCCAGGCUGCUCUCAGUGUCCACGAGAAAGUGCACAUCAUACAUGAGUGUGAUGAAUGUGGAGAAGAGUUUGCUGAGAAGGCUGCUCUCAGUGUUCACAAGACAGUGCACAACGUACAUGAGUGUUAUGAAUGUGGAGAAGAGUUUCCUAAGAAGGCUGCUCUCAUUGUUCACAAGAAAGUGCACAACAUACAUGAGUGUGAUGAAUGUGGAGAAGAGUUUGCUGAGAAGGCUGCUCUCAGUGUUCACAAGACAGUGCACAACGUACAUGAGUGUUAUGAAUGUGGAGAAGAGUUUCCUAAGAAGCCUGCUCUCAUUGUUCACAAGAAAGUGCACAACAUAUAUGAGUGUUAUGAAUGUGGAGAAGAGUUUGCCGAGAAGCCUGCUCUCAUUGUUCACAAGAAAGUGCACAACAUACAUGAGUGUGAUGAAUGUGGAGAAGAGUUUGCCAAGAAGCCUGCUCUCAAUGUUCACAAGAAAGUGCACAACAUACAUGAGUGUGAUGAAUGUGGAGAAGAGUUUGCCAAGAAGCCUGCUCUCACUGUUCACAAGAAAGUGCACAGCGUACAUAAGUGUGAUGAAUGUGGAAAAGGGUUUACUCAGAAUAGUUUUCUCAUGAGACAUGUGCGCACUGUACAUGAAAAUCCUCAGAAGUUUGAUUGUGAUGUGUGCGGUAAAGGUUUUGGUCGAAGACAUGCAUUAAGGUCACAUAGUCUUGUACACAAAGAUGAAAAGCCUUUUGAAUGUUCGGAGUGUGGAAAAAAAUUUUCCCGGAAGCAGUCCAUGAAAAAACACUUCCUCUUGCACUUUGACAAUAAAAAUUUUAAGUGUACUAAAUGUAGGAAACUGUUUUCAGAUUAUGGUGAUCUUGAUUUACACAUGCUGACACAUGUUGCCCAAAUUUUUACUUGUGAGGUGUGUGACAAACAGUUUAGAUAUAUAAAUGGUUUGGAGAAACAUAUGUCUCGUCACAGUGAAAACCCGCCUACCUGUGACAUAUGUAAGAAAGUUUUUAAAAAUGAGAGCUCUGUGAAGAAGCAUAUGCUUAUCCACAGGAAAAAAAAAGAGGAAUAUGAGUGUCAGUUAUGUUGGGAAAAUUUUGAGACCAAGGCACGUUACAGGAAGCAUGUUGUUGAUAUACACAGUGAUGAACAAGGGCCCUCCCUUGCUGAUGUAGUAUGGGUGUGAGAUAGCCCCCUAAUAGCUAUACAUUUAUGUAUGUACAGUUGUGGUUCACAGCACUUGAUGAAACUACUGUACUGUACAGUAUGGGUGAGGCAGAAGUGUGUUGCAUGACAACAAAAACAAGUCAUAAGCUGCUCUCUACAGGUAAAAUUUCUCUAGCUACUGUGUGGUACGGUAUGUAGUUGUACAUAACACAAACAAUACGUGUAUACUACGAGAUGCUUAAAGUUUGUGACUAAUACAGGAGCUGUUGUACCCCGUUUUAAUGUAAAUAUUUUACAUGUACAGUGCAGUACUUUGGAGUACAAAUAUUUUUUUGUGUAAGGAGGAGGUGAUUUUAUUAUGUGUCUUUUAUAUACCUCAUCAUUACCAAUUUAUUGUGUAUUGUCACAGUGUAUCAUUUAUAAUACAGUACAGUGAUGUUACUCUGAUUAAGGACCAAGGGGCAACAUGUUACACUGGACCACUCGCUAAUAUAAACUUAGAUUCGUCUACAGUGCACAACAAGAGGCUGUAUUCUCACACAUUAUGGUGUUCCUCUAACUUGACACUGGCCUUAGGUAAAACAUAUACAGUACAGUAUAGUGUCUCAAGUGAUCUUCCUAAUUACUGACAGUUCUAAUCUUUUCACAAAAUUCUCUUGUUACUUGUGAACAUAUUCUCAGGCAGGGAUUUCUUUCAUUCUGUCAUGCCAUCUGGUUGAUAUUUUCUCCAGGAAUACUGACACAGGUCACAGGCUCUUCCAAAUUUAGCUUCAAAUACCCAUCCAAUUUCAGGAUCAUAAUAAACAUUGUUUUAAUAUGUCAAAUAUAAUAUCAAAUAAUUAAAAUUCACAACUCCAUAAGUACAGUAUACAUUACCCAACUCAUAUAGAUUAUGACAUGUUACAUAAAAAUGUGGCAUAACUAGACACAAAGAAACAUAAUUACAGUAGUCACCUGGAAUGACAAACAUACGAGUGUAACAUAGUAUAUUCAGACAAUACAAAAGAUAAUACAACCUAACCUAAUAUAUGAGGAGCUCCAGACCAUAAUCUGCUAAGUGCCAAAAUAGAAAAUGGAGGAAAAUGCUCAGGAAGGAAUGUGUGACAUACAAUAGUCUUUUUCAGAGUACUCUCACCCACAUUUACAGGUUGCCAAUUAGCUCUCUGAUUUACCCUGGGGAAUGGUUGGGGAAUACAAUACAAUACAUGUUUCAGCAACAUAUGGCUCUUAACGGGUUAUGGUCCAGAGCUCCGCAUAUACUAGUAACAUACUAUACCCACAAAAUGUAAACAUGGACCCAACGUAAUCUACACUGGUAACAUAAUCUAACAACCAAAUACAGAUAACUCGUUACACCCCUACCAAGACAUACAUGUACAGGUUGACAACCCUUUAUCCGAAAUUCCGAAAAGCUCUGAAAACCGAAAGUUUUUUUUGUGGAGCAAUUUU
This is a messenger RNA of Homarus americanus (American lobster), 3164 nucleotides long. RefSeq names its product zinc finger protein 493-like. Gene Ontology annotation, biological process: regulation of transcription by RNA polymerase II. The coding region runs from base 184 to 1734 and encodes 516 amino acids. The transcript has 2 exons. Gene Ontology annotation, molecular function: RNA polymerase II cis-regulatory region sequence-specific DNA binding; DNA-binding transcription factor activity, RNA polymerase II-specific. The record is from RefSeq and is a predicted model, not a curated record. NCBI's taxonomy places the organism in Eukaryota, Metazoa, Arthropoda, Malacostraca, Decapoda, Nephropidae.